Trypanosoma conorhini is the source of this 987-nucleotide messenger RNA. RefSeq names its product ferric reductase. The record is from RefSeq and is a predicted model, not a curated record. Gene Ontology annotation, cellular component: plasma membrane. The coding region runs from base 1 to 987 and encodes 328 amino acids. Gene Ontology annotation, molecular function: oxidoreductase activity. NCBI's taxonomy places the organism in Eukaryota, Euglenozoa, Kinetoplastea, Trypanosomatida, Trypanosomatidae. The transcript has a single exon.
AUGCUUGUGGCUGUGGGCGUUUUUGCGCUUGAUCCGGUGCGACGCAGGUUCUUUGAGCUGUUCUACUACCUGCACGUCUUGUCCUUCUACAUGAUUGCCCCUGCGGUGCUGUGGCACGCUGCUGCCGCGUGGGAGUACUUUCUGCCCGGGCUGACGGUGUGGUUUGCGGAUCGCCUGCUGCGGAUGCACCGGAGCACGUCGAGGGUGGAAGUGGUGUCUGCCGUUGCGAGCGGAUCCUUUGUGGAGCUGAGCUUCCGCCACGCGGCGCUGAGGGCGGCGCCUGGGCAGUACGUCUUUGUGAAUAUUCCCGAACUGUCUCUCUUGCAGUGGCACCCGUUCAGCCUGAGCGGCGCCUGCGAGGGGUGCCACACGCUUUACAUCAAGUCUGCAGGCGGCAAGAGCUGGACGGGACGGCUGGCGAAGCUGGUGGGGGAGUGUGGCAGGAGCUUCUCACUGGGCGUUGACGGGCCGUGCGGGCGCGUCCAAGAAUUCGAUGACUACAGUGUCGUUGUGCUUGUUGCCGGCGGCAUUGGCGUGACACCGUGCGCCGCGAUCUACAGCCACCUGCGCCGGCAGCGAGCGGAGGGUGGUGGGGCCCCUGCCGUGACGCUGCUGUGGUCUGUCCGCGACGCCGCCCUGGUGUCGAUGAUGUCGUACCUGUGGAGUGACGGCAAAGAGGACUUCUUGGUGAAUGCCGGCCCGUUGGAGCGCGAGGUUGCCGCGUGCUCGGUGAGCCCCGCUGCCGCGGUUCCUGCGCUGCGCCUGUUUGUGACAGGGGGCGCGGCGUGCGGCAGUGUUUCCCAGACGGAGGUUGCUGUGACGGCGGGGCGACUCGACGCCGCCGCUGAGGUCCCCUUCGUCGUCGGCGACGCGGAUCCCCGCUCGGUGUUGGUGUUUGCGUGUGGCCCGGCUGGCCUGGUGCGAAGCGCGAGGGACGCAGCACUGGCGCUUGGGGCAAACUUCCGCGAGGAGAGUUUCAACCUUUAG